UUGCAGGUUGACCAGCGCGAUGUGCCCGGCAUCGACUGUGCGCAUCUCGCUAUGGACACAGAAGAAGGCGUUGAGGUCGUCUGGAACGAGGUGCAGUUCUCGGAGAGACGAAACUUUAAGGCGCAAGAAGACAAGAUUCAAAUGGUGUUCGAUAACCUGACCAGGCUCGAACAUCCGAACAUUGUCAAGUUCCAUCGGUAUUGGACCGACACACACAACGACAAACCUAGGGUGAUAUUCAUAACGGAGUACAUGUCGUGCGGGUCGCUGAAGCAGUUCCUCAAGCGCACCAAACGCAACGUGAAGCGGCUACCGCUGCAGGCCUGGAAGCGGUGGUGCACGCAGAUCCUCUCUGCGCUCAGCUACCUCCAUGGGUGCGUGCCGCCCAUCGUGCACGGCAACCUGACGUGCGACACGAUCUUCAUCCAGCACAACGGACUGGUGAAGAUAGGCUCCGUGGCGCCCGACGCCAUCCACCACCAUGUCAAGACCUGUCAUGACAACAUGCGCAAUAUGCACUUUAUUGCGCCCGAAUACGGAUCGUCGCAAAUGGUGACUCCCGCGAUGGACAUCUACUCGUUCGGCAUGUGCGCGCUGGAGACGGCGGCGCUGGAGAUCCAGGGCAACGGCGACUCGGCCAGCCACGUCACCGACGACCACGUGGCGCGCACCGUCGAGUCGCUGGAGGAGCCGCGCCAGAAGGACUUCAUCUACAGGUGCAUCAACAAGGACCCGGCGCUGCGGCCCACGGCGCGCGAGCUGCUGUUCCACCCGCUGCUGUUCGAGGUGCACUCGCUGAAGCUGCUGGCCGCGCACACGCUGGUCGACGCCACGGCCAACAUCUCGGAGACCAUCACGGACGAGGUGUGCGGCGGCGGCUGCGCGCUGGCCUGGUGCCUCAAGGGCGGGCAGCGCGUGGAGCUGGCGGCCAAGGACCUGCCGCACGCGGAGAAGCUGGAGAAGUUCGUCGAGGACGUCAAGUACGGCAUCUACCCCCUGACGGCGUACGGCGCGCGGGGCCCGCUGGGGCGCGCGGCGUCGCCGUGCGAGCGCCUGGCCGAGGCGGCGCCCGCGGCCUCGCCCGAGCCGCGCGACCUGGAGACGCGCCGCGUCGUCAACAUGAUGUGCAGCCUCAAGCCGCACCAGGACCACGCCGCCUGCGACCUGCUGAUGACCAUCCUGCUGCGCAUGGACGACAAGAUGAACCGGCAGCUGACGUGCCCCGUGUCGCGGCGGGACUCGGCGCCCGCGCUGGCCCGCGAGCUGGUGCAGCUGGGGUUCAUCCACGAGGCCGACCGCGAGAAGAUCUGCCGCCUCAUGGAGGAGUCGCUGCGCGGCGGCGCGGCGGGCGCGCAGCGGGGCGCGCCGCAGCCCGCGGCCAGCUAGUGCCCCC
This is a messenger RNA of Hyposmocoma kahamanoa, 1393 nucleotides long. It is a transcript of the gene Madm, whose product is annotated as nuclear receptor-binding protein homolog. The annotation marks the transcript as partial. The transcript has 9 exons. NCBI's taxonomy places the organism in Eukaryota, Metazoa, Arthropoda, Insecta, Lepidoptera, Cosmopterigidae. The record is from RefSeq and is a predicted model, not a curated record. Gene Ontology annotation, biological process: intracellular signal transduction; endoplasmic reticulum to Golgi vesicle-mediated transport; protein phosphorylation. Gene Ontology annotation, cellular component: endomembrane system; cytoplasm. Gene Ontology annotation, molecular function: protein serine/threonine kinase activity; ATP binding.